AUGCCAAACUUUGUGUUUCUCUCUCUUCUGCUGCUAUACAUCGUCUUCCUACCAUUUUCCGGAGCCUCCAUCUCAUCGUGCAACGGCCCGUGUCAAUAUUCUUCGGACUGUCGAGGCGCGCUCGUCUGCAUUAGCGGAAAAUGCAAAGACGUGGGGACUCACUUCUGCACCCUUGAAUCCGACCACAGAAACUGUGAACCCUCCGGCAGCACGCUGUAUAACGGCACCGUCUGUCUGUUCUAUGACUGCUCCCCUCCGGUGCUCACGCGCGGCUCGACACCCGCCAAGCUCAAGCACCGCGAUUUUCAGUACUCGUUCCCCUCGGAGUGCGACGGUAAGUUAUAUCCAGCGACGGAGAGAGUGGUGGCGAUGUCAACCGGGUGGUUCAACAGAGGGUCGAGGUGCGGGCAGAUGAUACGGGUUUUCGGCGGGGAUGGGAGGAGCGUGGUGGCGGAGGUGGUGGAUGAGUGUGUUUCGUUUCGCGGGUGUGAUGAGGAAAGCGAAGGCAAGCCGCCGUGCGGGAAUGAUAUAAUUGAAGGGUCGGAGGCUGUGUGGAAGGGAUUGGGGUUGAAUAACGAUUACUCGGAUGAUGUAAACGUUACUUGGUCCAUGGCCUGA
Messenger RNA from Rhododendron vialii, 618 nucleotides. RefSeq names its product kiwellin-like. The record is from RefSeq and is a predicted model, not a curated record. The transcript has a single exon. Lineage: Eukaryota; Viridiplantae; Streptophyta; Magnoliopsida; Ericales; Ericaceae. Bases 1 to 618 code for a protein of 205 amino acids.